Messenger RNA from Homalodisca vitripennis (glassy-winged sharpshooter), 591 nucleotides. RefSeq lists its product as uncharacterized. The coding region runs from base 1 to 591 and encodes 196 amino acids. The record is from RefSeq and is a predicted model, not a curated record. The transcript has a single exon. NCBI's taxonomy places the organism in Eukaryota, Metazoa, Arthropoda, Insecta, Hemiptera, Cicadellidae.
AUGCCCGAAAAUGAAGAACAGUGGCUAUGCGAAUCCAAGAAAUUUGAAGAGAAGUGGGACUUCCCCCAUGCUGUUGGAGCCAUCGACGGAAAGCAUGUAGCAAUACAAUGUCCGCCCAAAAGCGGGAGCGAAUACUUCAACUACAAGUCCUUUUUCAGUUUUGUAUUAUUUGCGCUUGUCGACGCUGAUUAUAACUUCAUGUUUGUGGACGUUGGAUGUCAAGGCAGGAUUUCAGAUGGUGGAGUUUUCAAAAAUUCUCAGUUGUACGACAAUAUUGAAAAGGGCAACUUGAAACUUCCCCCACCAUCUCCACUGCCGAAUUCGAGUAUCCCCAGCCCGUACGUCAUUUUGGGGGACGAUGCUUUUGCAUUGAGUGACAGUUUGAUGAAACCGUACUCUGGUUAUCAUCCACAAGGGUCCCCAGAAAGAAUUUACAAUUACCGAUUGAGCCGGGCCAGAAGGGUGGUAGAGAAUGCUUUUGGCAUUUUAGCUUCUGUGUUUCGUGUGCUAAGGAAACCUUUGCUUUUGGAAACUGAGAAACGCCAAGUGGGUUGUAAUGGCCUGCGUUUACCUCCACAAUUUUCUACGUAG